Messenger RNA from Gastrolobium bilobum, 1596 nucleotides. Its product is annotated as histone-lysine N-methyltransferase, H3 lysine-9 specific SUVH5-like. Gene Ontology annotation, molecular function: protein binding; zinc ion binding; histone methyltransferase activity. Gene Ontology annotation, cellular component: nucleus. The transcript has 2 exons. NCBI's taxonomy places the organism in Eukaryota, Viridiplantae, Streptophyta, Magnoliopsida, Fabales, Fabaceae. The record is from RefSeq and is a predicted model, not a curated record. Bases 1 to 1596 code for a protein of 531 amino acids.
AUGUGUGAGGAACCUCUUCCUUUAUCUGCUUCUUGUUCCAAGGAACGCACAAAGGUGAAACAAGCAUUGAUGGUGUAUAGGGACUUGUUUUGCAAACUUUUGAGUGAAUACGAAGCAGAACAACUUGGACAUUUGAAACCAAAAACAAAAGCCUUGACUGAAGCAGCAAUGUUAAUGCGGAAGAAGCAUCAAUGGGAGGACACUAAAAAGCAAGUGGGACAUGUCAAAGGAAUUGAAGUUGGUGACCAAUUUCAAUACAGGGCUGAACUCAAUGUUAUUGGCCUCCAUCGUCAGUUUUCAAGUGGUAUUGAUUACAUAGGGAAGGGUACAAACUCACUGGCCACAAGCAUUGUUGUAACUCAUCGCUAUGCUAAUGCUAUAAAAUCUUGCGGUUCCUUGGUUUAUAUAGGUCACGGAGGGAACCCUGAUGUAAGAAGUAAAUCAAGUAAUGUUUUGCCACAUGAUCAGAAAUUGGAAGUAGGAAAUCUUGCUUUGAAGAAUAGCAUGGAUGCAAAAAGUCCUGUGAGGGUUAUAUUGAUGAAGGCUUGUGCAAGAUUUGAUGGGAUGUACACAUUUAGUAACAGCGAUUCUAACUGCCGUUAUAUUUAUGAUGGCUUAUAUUUAGUGGAGAAGAUGACACAAGGGAGAGGAAAAUUUGGAAAGCUUGUGUUCAAGUUUACAAUGAAUAGAAUUUUAGAGCAACCCGCAACUUGUGUUUCCUUUAAGGAUGUGAUUAUGCAGAAUGAUAGCAGUUCAGGGCGAUUUGCAGGUUCUACUCCAAUGAAGAGAAACAAAUCUAAAGGUUGUGCAGCCCAAAAGGAUGUUGUCCGUGUGAAUGAUGUGUCAAAGGGGAAAGAAAAGUUUCCUAUUCGGUUGGUCACAUCAAUAGAUUGUGUUGAAAUACCUCCAUCAUUUGAUUACAUAGUCGAUAUCAUUUAUUCAGAGAGAUUCAACCAGCCAAUUCUACAUGGAUGUGAUUGUGUAGAUGGAUGUGUGGAUUUUAAAAAAUGUGGCUGCAUUGUUAAGAAUGGUGGAACAAUACCUUAUGACUGUAACAAAAGACUUGAUUCUCAAAUGAAAUCAUCCCUUAUAUAUGAGUGUGGCCCUUCUUGUAAGUGCUCCAAAUCUUGCAUCAACCGGGUAAGUCAGUGUGGUAUUCAGUUCCAAUUGGAAAUCUUCAAAACAGAAUUGAAGGGUUGGGGUGUUAGAACACGAUCUUUCGUUCCCUCUGGAAGCUUUGUGUGUGAGUACAUUGGAGAAGUUCAUCACAAUAGAGAAGCGGGUUCUAGGCUUGUGGUUGAUGACUAUAUAUUUAACAUAGGUGAUGGCAAGGGCUUCUUCAUUGAUGCAACAAGACGUGGUAAUAUUGGAAGAUUUAUAAAUCACAGUUGUUCUCCUAAUCUCCAUGUCCAUGAUAUUUUUUAUGGUCACAAUGAAAAGAGCAUUCCCCACAAAGUGCUGUUUGCUAUAAAGGACAUAGCUGCUGGUAGAGAGCUGAGUUAUAAUUAUAAUUGCUGCAAGGGAAGAAUUAUCAAGGUUGGGAGUAAUAGUUGCUACUGUGGUUCACCUCAAUGCAAUGGACACAUUCACAUUUGA